UCGUCUUUCCAGCCCCCUCCCGUUCCUUCCUCCCUCCCUCCCUCCCUCCCCGAGCCUUGGGCUCGAAGAAACGCCAGGAGAGGAGAUCGCCGACGAGAAAUUGGCCUGCAAGUGAAUCGAACAGGGCGCCCGCCCCUCCUCGAUCGUUCGUCGUCGCUGCGGAAUUUCGGUGCUCGAUGUCGACGAUGAGGACGUGAUAGCUGGAGUGAACUGGAGGAGGUUUUUUAGAGCGGAGCAGGAUAAGAAAGGAGUAGGAAGCGGAGGAGGAGGAGGAGGAGGAAGAAUAGAAAGUGCUUUGAAGAAGGACGAGGACGAGGAGAAGGAGAAGGAGGAGAAGAAGAAGCAGAAGAAGAAGAGGAGGAGGAGAAGAGGCUGGGGCAAGACGGGGCAGGACGGGAAAGGGAGAGGAGGAGGAGAGUGGUGGGAGGUAGGGAAAGGUCGUGCGGUAGACGGUAAAGAUGGAAGGGCAGCAGCAAGAAUCGGUGCAGCAGUUUUGCUCGGUGACAGCGGCCACUCCCGAGCAAGCCAAGUUCUACUUGGAAAGUUGUAUGUGGCAGCUUGAUUCCGCCAUCCAUUCCUUUUUCGAAAACGAUGCAGGUCCCGCUCCCGAUUCUUCCCACGAGUACGAGCAGGAGGACGAUGAGGUCACGCCUCCAGUCGUUGCUGCUGCAGCCGCUGCCGGGAGGACUCCUGCAGCUGUUCCUGCAGCAGCUUCGGCAGGAGCAUCGGCGCCUGCUUCCGCAGUUCCUAGCUCAGGAGGCCAAGCGCAGGGUCAGGGUCGAUGGGUGACACGGGCAUCGGGUCCUGCUCAGGGUUCGGGGAGUUUCGGAGGACCGAGACCUAAAUCCGGGAAAGACAAGUCUGCGGCUAAAUCGAAUGGAGGAAGAGGGGGGAUUACAACAUUGUCCGAUCUAAAUAGACACCCUGAUUCUGACAGCGACUCCGAUGGCCCACAGGAGUAUUACACCGGUGGUGAAAAGAGUGGUAUGAUGGUGCAAGACCCUUCCAGGAGUCACCGGGAUGUGGAUUCUAUCUUCGAUCGCGCCAGACAGUUUGGAGCACGGGAAGGAAUUGUGGAAGCUCCACCCGCUCCUAGCAUCAGGGGUGCCUUCUCUGGCAUGGGUCGAACUAUUUCUGGUGAACCAAGAGCGCAGGAACCCGGACAGGCUAGUGGACCACCACCUCCUCCACCACCUGUAUUCCACACUAUCACAUUCUGGAGGAACGGUUUCACUGUGGACGAUGGACCUCUCAGGAGACUCGACGAUCCUGCCAAUGCUCCCUUUCUUGCUAGCAUAAAUAAGACUGAAUGCCCAAGGGAGCUGGAGCCAGCGGAUCGCAACACCCCAGUACACGUAAACCUUGUGAAGAAGGACGAGGAAUGGCAGGCUCCUCCGGAACCUAAGUAUGUCGCCUUCCAAGGCACGGGGAGGACUCUUGGGAGCUCUACCCAAACAGGUCCCGAAACCCUUGCCCCUGCUGCCGCUGCCGCUACCGCUACCCCUACCGUGACUAGCCCAACCAGCCCCGCUCCCAGAGAAGGACCUCCGAACCAACCAUUCCAAGGCUUGGUUGUGGACGAGAAAAAGCCUAACACUUCAAUUCAGUUGCGACUAUUAGAUGGAACCCGAAUGGUUGCCCGGUUCAACUAUCACCACACGAUUGCUGAUAUUAGAAGUUUCAUCGAUGCGGCCAGGCCUGGUAACGGUGGCCCAUAUCAAUUGCAAUCGAUGGGCUUUCCCCCAAAACCGCUUUCUGACUCAGAACAGACAAUAGAACAAGCAGGGCUCGUCAACGCGGUGGUCAUUCAACGGGGAUAGGUCGUCUGUUUAGAUGUGAUUAUCUGUGACCUCAUGGAAGAGCUAUUCUUUAGGAAGCUGACUGUUCUGCAUGACCUCCCUAAGCCUAAACUCCAAUUUUGAUGGUGCUUUUGAUCGAGUCAAAUAAGUUUCGGUGUAAUGUCAUAAAACCUCUAUAAAAUUUGAGCAGAGCGCUGUAAAUAGCACCAUUUCUUUCUGCAAGAGGUUUGGACGUGAUGUGCUGGUCUGGCAUUCCAUUGCCAUGGCAGCCGUGUCUUCAAAGUGGAAGCAGGAUACGCAUCGAGUGGGAGUUGAUAAUCAAGGUGCAAGAUCAUUCCAUUAAAGGCUGGAUGGUAGACUGGUUAAUUUCCUGUUCUGCUCUAGAAAAAAAUCUGAGGGCCUGUUACUGUUCAGUACGUCGUGUAUAUUUUCUCUCCCCAGCGUUUAGUGCUGUUGAGUGGUGAGCGUUUUGCAAACUCUGCAAUUUCUGAGGCUGGUUUGGACAUAUAGCAGGCUUUUGAACGACGUCAAAUGAUGAGGCCUAGUAGCAAUUGGGUACCUGUCUCGUCUGACUAUGCUUUUAAUGGAAUUUUCUCCAACAUCUUGCUGGCUUACAAACAGUCUGAAGCAGCAUGGGUUGCCUAUCUGGAUCAGUGCACUCGACAGACAAAAAUCAGCAAGUGUUCUUGGGGUGUGGUCUGUCUUUCUUGUGAGUCAGCUGGUAUAAUGGAGAUGCCAUCUAAGCUGCGUCUGUCAAAUUUCAUACAUGCAGGAAGCUUUGGGCGUGUGGUUGGUCGAUGCUGUGAAGUUUGCUUCGCAAAUGCUUGUAAGCAUGAUCAGUCUGUCGUGACUACUACUUAUUGAGAGCGAUUGUGUUUUCGAGUGGAGCAUUCUGAGUCAUACUGCAGUAUUAUUUUUUAUAUAUGUUUCACAGAUCUAUUCCAGCCAUCCUCCGCCAAACCGGCAGUGAGAGUUUUGUAGGGAAUCUACACUUUUCUGUUUCAGUACAAGGCUAUGGAAAGUUCAUAUUGGUUCCUCCAGACAAGAGACGCAAGGGAAGACACGUAGUGGUGUCGUCUUCCCCAAGCGUUGCAUCUUCAACCUUCUGCAAGGUGGUUGAAUCCUCAUACAACACAUCAGAUUUUUCUUUUAAUCGGCACAUUGGCUGAACAAAGACGACAUGUAUCUGACACCGGUUCUCUGGUAGAACUCCGGAGAUACAUGGACACGGAACACAACGAUUUGUUUGAUAUGCAUGCCACCUCUUUUUCCGUGGCUUGCGUCUUGUGUUCUAAAACGAUGUGAAAUUGAUGUUUAUUUCAUGAAAAAUCUAUCGCUGUUUUCA
Molecule: messenger RNA, 3144 nt
Organism: Marchantia polymorpha subsp. ruderalis
Lineage: Eukaryota; Viridiplantae; Streptophyta; Marchantiopsida; Marchantiales; Marchantiaceae
Source: the annotation of a GenBank genome assembly